This is a messenger RNA of Aspergillus niger, 534 nucleotides long. RefSeq lists its product as hypothetical. NCBI's taxonomy places the organism in Eukaryota, Fungi, Ascomycota, Eurotiomycetes, Eurotiales, Aspergillaceae. Bases 1 to 534 code for a protein of 177 amino acids. The record is from RefSeq and is a predicted model, not a curated record. The transcript has 3 exons.
AUGACAGACUCUUCUGCAGCGAAACUACCCAAAGAGCUGAAGAAUGAUUUGGCAACUGAGUGUAUUCGAUCUAAUCACCGACUCAGAGUCGAUAUUUGGCAUUGGAAGCUUUUCGAUAGAUUCCAUGUUGUUCUGCUCCCACUGCACGAGCGGGGCGCCCGCUUGACGGUCGCGCAGAAAUCACGCCACACUGCCCAUUACGAAACGUUCCUGGCUAGACAUCGUAAGCUUCCUGGCGUCAAUGUCGAGAAGCUUUCUCUUAUGCCUGGUGAUCCUGGCUAUGUCUUGUGGGCAUGCGAACGGUCACUGAGGGAUGGCGUUUCCGAGGCGGUUGCCCUCCAGUUCGAGGGUGAUGAGUUGGCUAGACUGGUUGACCAACGCCUACAUUCGAGGCUGAGAGGCCACAUUCACCUCACGCCCUGGAGUUACGUUGACAACCUCCAUUCUUUGGCUACUAUCCAAGAAGUGAACGCUACGACUUUGAUUCCAACUGUAAUGAAGCUACCAGGGCUAUGGAGCUGUGAGCAUCGAUAG